Messenger RNA from Suricata suricatta (meerkat), 12119 nucleotides. It is a transcript of the gene TANC2, whose product is annotated as tetratricopeptide repeat, ankyrin repeat and coiled-coil containing 2. Gene Ontology annotation, cellular component: dendritic spine. NCBI's taxonomy places the organism in Eukaryota, Metazoa, Chordata, Mammalia, Carnivora, Herpestidae. Gene Ontology annotation, biological process: regulation of dendritic spine morphogenesis. The record is from RefSeq and is a predicted model, not a curated record. The coding region runs from base 277 to 6495 and encodes 2072 amino acids. Gene Ontology annotation, molecular function: protein binding. The transcript is spliced from 28 exons.
CACCGUCGCCGCGUUUAGGGACGAGAGUCUGCACCCGCGCCGCCGCUGACAGGAGGAUCGCCGCGAGCUGCGCUUGCCCGCCUCGAGGCCCCGCCGCGCCUUUCCGGGGCGCAGAUCCACCGCGGGCGUCGGAGCGCAGCGAGGUGCUCUGGGAAUCGCGGGCGGCGCCGGCGGGCGGCGCGGUCCUCCCUGGAGAUCCCGGGGACCGGGGCUUGACCCCGAGGUGCAGAGAGCUCCUCAGUGUGGCAGUUUUGUGAGUAUUAGAAUAGCACAACCAUGUUUCGGAACAGCCUCAAGAUGCUUCUUACUGGAGGGAAAUCAAGUCGUAAAAACAGAUCAAGUGAUGGAGGGAGCGAGGAGCCACCGGAUCGAAGACAGUCAAGUGUAGACUCUCGCCAAAGCCGCUCUGGGCAAGGUGGCAUCUCCACAGAAGGCGACUGUGCUUUUGAGCCAGACUACGCCGUCCCACCACUUGCAGUGAGUGAAGGUAUGCAGCACAUUCGGAUUAUGGAGGGCAUGUCUCGCUCUCUUCCGUCCUCCCCCUUACUCACACAUCAGUCUAUCAGUGUUCGGCUCCAACCUGUGAAGAAGUUAACUGCCCCUCUGAGGAAGGCAAAGUUUGUUGAGAGCCCACGAAUUCCAGAAUCCGAGCUUGGCUCACCAACCCUCGCUUCAGCUCAGAAACUGGACGUGGAUGCAUACUGUCCUGGUGAUGCUGAACAGGAACUUGGUCCCCCUCCGUCAGUAGAUGAAGCAGCAAACACACUCAUGACUCGUCUGGGUUUCCUUCUCGGAGAGAAAGUGUCGGAAGUUCAGCCAGGGGACCAGUACAGCAUGGAAGUGCAGGAUGAAAAUCAGACCUCAGCAGUCACCCAGAGGAUAAGUCCCUGCUCCACCUUGACGAGCAGCACCGCCUCCCCUCCAGCCAGCAGCCCCUGCUCCACCCUCCCGCCGGUCAGCACGAGUGCCACGGCCAAGGAGUGCAGCUACGGGGCUGUUACUAGUCCAACCUCCACCCUCGAAAGCAGAGACAGCGGCAUUAUUGCUACUUUGACAAGCUAUUCUGAAAACGUGGAACGCACAAAAUAUGUUGGGGAAAGCAGUAAAGAAUUAGGAUCUGGAGGAAACCUAAAACCUUGGCAGUCUCAGAAAUCCAGCAUGGAUUCCUGUUUGUAUCGAGUGGAUGAAAACAUGACGGCUUCCACCUAUAGUCUGAAUAAGAUCCCCGAGAGGAACUUGGAAACCGUUUUAUCGCAGUCAGUCCAGUCUAUUCCUCUGUAUCUUAUGCCACGGCCGAAUUCGGUAGCAGCCACAAGCUCUGCCCACUUGGAGGACCUCGCUUACCUGGAUGAACAGAGACAUACACCUUUGAGAACUUCUCUUCGAAUGCCGAGGCAGAGCAUGGGCGGUGCUCGCGCACAGCAGGAUCUGAGAGUUCACUUUGCACCUUACAGGCCUCCAGAUAUCUCCCUGAAGCCUCUACUCUUUGAAGUGCCCAGCAUCACUACAGAGUCGGUGUUUGUUGGCCGGGAUUGGGUUUUCCAUGAAAUAGAUGCUCAGCUUCAGAGUUCAAAUGCCAGCGUGAACCAAGGAGUAGUGAUCGUGGGAAACAUUGGGUUCGGCAAAACUGCCAUCAUCUCCAGACUGGUGGCCCUCAGCUGCCACGGAACACGGAUGAGACAGAUCGCCUCAGACAGCCCACACGCCUCCCCCAAACAUGUGGACGCCAACAGAGAGCUGCCACUCACACAGCCACCCUCAGCCCACUCGUCCAUCCCCAGUGGAAGCUGCCCAGGGACCCCAGAAAUGCGCAGGCGGCAGGAGGAGGCCAUGCGGAGAAUAGCCUCACAGGUGGUUGCCUAUCACUACUGCCAAGCAGAUAAUGCCUACACCUGCCUGGUACCGGAGUUUGUCCACAACGUCGCCGCCCUGCUCUGCCGCUCACCUCAGCUGGCCGCCUAUCGGGAGCAGCUUCUCCGGGAGCCGCAUUUACAGAGCAUGCUGAGCCUUCGGUCUUGUGUUCAAGACCCCAUGGCCUCCUUCCGGAGGGGGGUCCUGGAGCCCCUGGAGAAUCUCCACAAAGAGAGAAAAAUCCCAGAUGAAGAUUUCGUCAUCUUAAUUGAUGGAUUAAAUGAAGCAGAAUUUCACAAACCGGAUUAUGGGGAUACAAUUGUGUCAUUUCUGAGUAAAAUGAUUGGAAAAUUUCCUUCUUGGCUCAAACUAAUUGUCACAGUUAGGACCAGUUUACAGGAGAUUACCAAGCUGCUGCCUUUCCAUAGGAUUUUUUUGGAUCGACUAGAAGAGAAUGAAGCCAUAGACCAGGACCUGCAGGCUUACAUCCUGCACCGGAUACACAGCAGCUCAGAGAUCCAGAAUAACAUUUCACUUAAUGGCAAAAUGGACAACACUACAUUUGGCAAACUCAGUUCUCAUCUCAAGACCCUCAGUCAGGGGUCCUAUCUUUACCUGAAACUCACAUUUGACCUCAUAGAGAAAGGUUAUCUAGUGUUAAAGAGCUCUAGCUACAAAGUAGUUCCUGUCUCACUCUCUGAGGUUUAUUUACUCCAGUGCAAUAUGAAGUUCCCAACCCAGUCUUCCUUUGACCGGGUGAUGCCUCUCCUGAAUGUGGCAGUGGCCUCCCUGCACCCACUGACUGAUGAACAUAUCUUCCAGGCCAUCAAUGCGGGUAGCAUUGAAGGCACCCUAGAAUGGGAGGAUUUUCAGCAGAGAAUGGAGAACCUCUCCAUGUUCCUAAUCAAGCGCAGAGACAUGACUCGUAUGUUUGUACAUCCUUCUUUUCGAGAAUGGCUUAUCUGGAGAGAAGAAGGAGAGAAAACCAAAUUUCUCUGUGAUCCCAGGAGUGGUCACACGUUACUCGCUUUCUGGUUUUCCCGCCAAGAAGGAAAACUAAACCGACAGCAGACUAUAGAGCUGGGACAUCACAUCCUCAAAGCACACAUUUUUAAGGGUUUGAGUAAAAAGGUUGGUGUGUCAUCUUCCAUCCUCCAAGGUCUCUGGAUCUCCUAUAGCACAGAAGGUCUUUCCAUGGCAUUGGCAUCUUUACGAAAUCUCUACACUCCAAAUAUAAAGGUCAGCCGACUGCUGAUCUUGGGAGGUGCCAACAUUAAUUACCGGACAGAGGUUUUAAACAACGCUCCAAUUCUGUGUGUCCAGUCUCAUCUUGGUUACACAGAAAUGGUGGCCCUGCUGUUGGAAUUUGGGGCCAACGUGGAUGCCUCUUCUGAAAGCGGCCUGACUCCUCUGGGCUACGCCGCGGCGGCAGGCUACCUGAGCAUCGUCGUGCUGCUGUGCAAGAAACGCGCCAAGGUGGAUCAUUUGGACAAGAAUGGGCAGUGCGCGUUGGUCCAUGCUGCACUCCGAGGUCAUCUGGAGGUUGUCAAGUUUCUGAUUCAGUGUGACUGGACAAUGGCCGGCCAGCAGCAAGGAGUAUUUAAGAAGAGCCACGCCAUCCAGCAGGCCCUGAUUGCUGCAGCCAGCAUGGGCUACACUGAGAUUGUCUCGUACCUACUUGAUCUUCCAGAAAAAGAUGAAGAGGAAGUAGAGCGGGCACAGAUCAACAGUUUUGACAGUCUCUGGGGAGAGACAGCGCUGACAGCGGCAGCCGGAAGGGGCAAACUGGAGGUAUGUCGUCUGCUCCUGGAACAGGGGGCAGCAGUGGCCCAGCCAAACCGCCGCGGGGCAGUGCCCCUGUUCAGCACUGUCCGCCAGGGCCACUGGCAGAUCGUCGAUCUUUUACUCACGCACGGAGCUGACGUCAACAUGGCAGACAAGCAGGGUCGUACCCCACUGAUGAUGGCCGCCUCUGAAGGCCAUCUAGGAACUGUGGACUUUCUGCUUGCACAAGGUGCCUCCAUUGCUCUCAUGGACAAAGAAGGACUGACAGCCCUCAGCUGGGCUUGUUUGAAGGGUCAUCUCUCAGUAGUACGUUCUCUGGUGGAUAGUGGUGCUGCUACAGACCAUGCCGACAAGAACGGCCGCACCCCACUGGAUCUGGCAGCUUUCUAUGGAGAUGCCGAGGUGGUCCAGUUCCUGGUGGACCACGGGGCCAUGAUCGAGCACGUUGACUAUAGUGGAAUGCGCCCUUUGGAUAGGGCUGUGGGGUGCCGGAACACUUCCGUUGUUGUCACUCUUCUGAAGAAAGGAGCCAAGAUAGGUUGUCAGACGUUACCGAGUCGCCCACGAGGUCCAGCCACAUGGGCGAUGGCCACCUCCAAACCAGACAUCAUGAUCAUCCUGUUGAGCAAGCUGAUGGAAGAGGGGGACAUGUUUUAUAAGAAAGGUAAAGUAAAGGAAGCUGCCCAGCGCUACCAGUACGCUCUGAAGAAAUUCCCUAGAGAAGGGUUUGGUGAGGACUUGAAAACCUUCCGGGAACUAAAGGUGUCUCUCCUCCUCAACCUCUCUCGCUGUCGCAGGAAAAUGAACGAUUUUGGAAUGGCGGAGGAAUUUGCUACUAAGGCCUUGGAGCUGAAACCGAAAUCUUAUGAAGCUUACUAUGCGAGAGCAAGGGCCAAACGCAGCAGCAGACAGUUUGCAGCAGCCUUAGAGGAUCUGAACGAGGCCAUCAAGCUCUGUCCAAACAACCGUGAGAUCCAGAGGCUCCUGCUGCGAGUGGAGGACGAGUGUCGCCAGCUGCAGCCGCCGCCGCCGCCGCCUCAGCAGCCGCCGCCGCCGCUCCCGGAAGAAACAGAACCCGAAGCGCAGCACGAAGAUGCGUACUCUGUACAGGAUAUGUUCGAGGAGGAGUACCUGGAACAGGAUGUUGAAAAUGUCUCCAUUGGCCUCCAGACUGAGGCUCGGCCCAGUCAGGGGCUCCCGAUAAUCCAGAGCCCGCCCUCCUCCCCCGCCCAUCGGGACUCAGCCUACAUCUCCAGCUCCCCGCUCGGCUCGCAUCAGGUGUUUGACUUCCGGCCCAGUAGUUCUGUGGGCUCUCCCACCAGACAGAGCUACCAGUCCACUUCACCCGCGCUUUCUCCAACUCACCAGAACUCUCACUACAGGCCCAGCCCACCGCACACGUCCCCAGCCCACCAGAGCGGGUCUUACCGCUUUAGCCCCCCUCCCGUGGGAGGGCCGGGCAAGGAAUAUCCAAGCCCUCCUCCGUCCCCCCUCCGCAGAGGCCCUCAGUAUCGGGCCAGCCCUCCAGCUGAGAGCAUGAGCGUCUAUAGGUCCCAGUCAGGCUCUCCCGUGCGCUAUCAGCAAGAAACAAGUGUCAGUCAGCUUCCUGGCAGACCCAAAUCUCCGCUAUCCAAAAUGGCCCAGCGGCCCUAUCAGAUGCCUCAGCUUCCUGUGGCUGUUCCCCAGCAAGGGCUCAGGCUACAGCCUGCCAAGGCCCAGAUUGUGAGAAGCAACCAGCCCAGCUCGGCAGUUCAUUCAAGCACUGUCCUCUCCACGGGGGCCUAUGGCCAAGUAGCCCACUCAAUGGCUAGUAAAUACCAGUCUUCACAAGGAGACGUGGGAGUAAGUCAGAGCCGGCUGGUUUAUCAAGGGUCAAUUGGGGGGAUUGUAGGGGACGGGAGGCCCGUGCAGCACGUCCAGGCCAGCCUGAGCGCAGGUGCCAUCUGUCAGCACGGAGGGUUGACCAAAGAAGACCUUCCACAGCGACCUUCCUCUGCAUAUCGAGGUGGCAUGAGAUACAGCCAGACUCCACAGAUUGGCCGUAGCCAGUCCGCGUCCUAUUACCCGGUCUGUCACUCAAAGCUAGAUCUAGAGCGCUCCUCCAGCCAACUAGGUUCCCCUGAUGUGUCACAUUUAAUCAGAAGACCUAUUAGUGUCAACCCUAAUGAAAUCAAACCCCACCCACCGACUCCCAGGCCACUGCUGCAUUCCCAAAGCGUAGGCCUCCGCUUCUCUCCAUCUAGCAAUAGUAUCUCAUCAGCCUCCAACCUCACUCCUACCUUCCGGCCAUCUUCCUCAAUUCAGCAAAUGGAGAUCCCACUAAAACCGGCGUAUGAUAGGUCAUGUGACGAGCUGUCACCAGUGUCUCCCACUCAGGGAGGCUACCCCAGUGAGCCCACCCGAUCCAGGACCACACCAUUCAUGGGGAUCAUAGAUAAAACAGCCCGGACUCAACAGUACCCCCACCUUCACCAGCAGAAUCGGACCUGGGCCGUGUCGUCCGUGGAUACCGUUCUCAGUCCCACGUCUCCAGGCAACCUGCCUCAGCCUGAGUCCUUCAGUCCACCUUCAUCCAUCAGCAACAUUGCCUUUUAUAACAAAACCAACAAUGCACAGAAUGGCCAUUUGCUGGAGGACGAUUAUUACAGCCCCCAUGGGAUGCUGGCUAACGGGUCCCGCGGAGACCUCCUGGAGAGAGUCGGCCAGGCCUCCUCAUACCCCGACGUGAAGGUGGCGCGGACCCUCCCUGUGGCUCAGGCAUAUCAGGACAACCUGUACCGGCAGCUGUCCCGGGACUCUCGACAAGGGCAGACGUCCCCUAUCAAACCAAAGAGACCAUUUGUGGAGUCUAAUGUUUAAAAGACGUUUGUUGGAGUGAGACCCAUAUGUUUUCACUGCACAUCUUCAGGCUUGGUUUCCACAUCCGAGGUAGUUCUCUGGCUUAAUUUCUCAUGCAGUUUCUGUGUGGUGUCAGAGGUGGCGGCCCACGUGCUGGAGUCCUUUGCAUGCAGCCGACUGGGAAGCUGGCCUCCGGCGGGCCAGGACUUCGGUUUCUCCCGUCUGUGCCCCAGCCACCUGCUCUCUCCCUCUCUUCCGCUGCCAGCGGGGAGAUUGUUGUGCCGUGUGCUUUAACCCAGGGAGAUCAGACACACUGGUCAGCUUUUUCCAGGAGACAAUCGCUUUCACUGAUGUUCUUGUUGUGUAAAUGUCUUUCUCCUUUUUUACAAAGAUGUUCUUCUUGUUCGUUUUCUUCUAGGAACUUUAGAAGGAGUAUGACGCCCCUUUGCCUUUGCAUUCUUCUCCAGUGUUAUCCAAAUAGCCAACCCCAGUGCAUUCUUGUGCCAUGGUGUCCUCCCCUGGACUGCCAGCUCCCCGCAGUUAUCAGGUCUAGAAUGUUCAUUUAGAUUAUUGCUGGUCUUCCUACAGGGGCAAAAGGAUCAAGGAGAAAGAGAAGAAACAGGUCUAUGAAAUUAGAAGGGAAAAAAACAAUUUAAUUAUUUUAAAUGUCACUUAUAUUGAUUUUCCAAGAAGCGUUUUACAAAUAUUUAGAGAACAACCAGCCCUUUAAAUAUUUCACUCAGCCAAGGAAAUUGGAGGAGAAUCAUAGAUAUUUUUAAAUAAUCCACUGAGAGUUAUUCUUUAAGUUUUUAGCCAACAAUUAACUAUUAAAAGCUAUUGAUUUUCCAUGGGGUGGGGGGGAUACAUAAAUAUAUAUAAAGAGGAAGGAAGACUGUUCUGGAUUCUCAGUCAGAGGCUAUCGAAAACCUAUUGUCUCGGAGAAGGCUACUUUUCCUGGUAUGUCACCGAGUCUCGUAUCUCACAAAAGCAAACUCUUCCCAAAGUUUGGUACAGUGGUCCUGUCAGGUCUGCAUCUGGAGCCACAUUGUGUCCUGCUGGCCCUCUUCCUUUUAAAGCCACAUGGUGCAGAGAAGAAAUUGGUUCUUUGAGAAGCAAAUUGAAUUCUCUUGGGGCCACAAGACUUUAUUCUUAGAGUUUGCCCCCAGGACCGUUGCACCCCAUGCCAGGGGUCACCUGAUUCUGUUUCAAGAUCUAAGUUUCAUUUUCUAUUCACUCUAGGAAUUGUUUCUUCAUUUCUUUCUCUAGGUAGGUGUGUUUGGGGAGCAAUCUCUGAAAACCAGGCACAGCGAAGUGUUUCAGGGACCAGCAGACCCCUUUCAGGUCUGGGUGGGGGCGCAUGAGAUAGACAGCAGGUCCUCUGACCCCGUGGUUACCCUCCGCGCUUCUUCUGUGUCUCGAGGUCGUUUGCUGACCUGUCCUUUGCAUGACUGAGGCCAGCACAAGAUGGACAGCAAGAACACUGAAACCAAAGCCUUACCACGGGCCUGGUACUGACUGCGCAGCACCUCCUAGAACUUCAGAAGCUGAACAACAGAGAAUCAGCUCUCUGUUACUAGGAAUCAUUCUGCUCUUGUGAGUAAAGGGCUAUAGGAAGGGCAGUUUCCUGAAUAAAAACCCAGAUGUGACCAGACCUGUUUGUCACAGUAAGUGUCCUCUGAAAGUAUCACUAAGACCUGGGGAGCAUGAGGCUGAGAUCAGAAACCUUUCUCUACCAAUUUAGAUUCUGCCGAAUAGAUGGACCCUCGGCCCCCAAGCCUGACACAGCCCAGGACUUGUCUCGGUGCCAGCCCAAUACCCAGAUUCCUUCCACUCUGUCUGAUGCCCAGGGACUGUCUCCCACUCAGACCAGGGUGGGCGCCAGUGUCUUGUCCCUUCCCUUCCCUUCCCCCUCUCUCUCCCAUCUAGACGGUGAGGUGUACAGCUGUAGCAUCGGCCGGCAGCCGGGAGCCUGGCUCCCGCUCUGUCCAGGCCUCUGCCCUGCGGGGCCCUUCGCAUCUCAUGCUUCCUCCCCACCUCUCACUGAGGAGCUGCUGCUACAUUCUGGAAAAUGUCUGUGUCAGUCAGGAAAGUGCCCCAGUGUGUCUGGAAUGCCACACACACACCACCUGCGCGCAGCCGUCAGGUGAGCAAGCAGGUUCUGCAUCUCCCAGACAUGCCACUGAUGUCGCUUGUCCCCAGGGUCUCUCUCGGCUUUCCUGGACAAACCGGAGAUUUAGGGUCUAUGCCUUAUUGGGCAAAACACUUAAAACAGUCAAAAUGCAAUUCUCUUUUUAGCCAUUGUAAGAGGGAGUGAAUAUCACUACUGGGCGCCAGUUGAGUUUGACUAGAAAAUGCCGACUGGACCUGACUGGGGGCAGGAGAGCGUUUUUUCUUGUCCAGCCGACUGCCCGUGCCCUGUUGCGCUACUUCACUGCCAUGGGGUGAUCCUAGUACUGUAUCUUGAGACGCCCUCUCCCCCAGCAGCACUCGCUGAGGCAAUGUCUGGCUUCCGGUGGGGGCGGUUUUUCAGAUGAAACUGGUAAGUUCCACUCACCCAAUUCACAUCACCCUGAAAUGGAGACAGUGGUAACAAACUUCAGCCUCUAGGUUUCUCACCAAAUUGUACGUUUCGUUCACCCAGAAUCCUUGCACUAAUGGGUUUCCAUCACAUCAUGUCUAUAAAUGGGUGCACUUUACUGUUUGAAUUUGUAACUCUGACAAAUACUGGCUAUUUAAGUGUGCGUAAUGUCUUCAUUAGAAAAUAGGAGAAUCGCUCUUGUCUCUUAGUGUAUCUUUCAAGGGAAAAACAAGGAAAGAAAUCAAGCAGUGGAUCACAACAUUUAUAGCACAAGAAACAACUGUUGUAUAUAAGCAUCAAGAGGAUUAAGAAUUUUUAAAUACAAAACCUAUUUGCAGUGAUUUUAAAGUGCUUUUCCAGCAAUUUUCUUAGGGACUCCUGAGACACGGUUACUUUAUUUACUGGAUCAGUAAGGCACACAAUUAACAAUUAAAAAUUAAUGUUUAUUUACAAAGUAAAGGGAAAACCUGUGUAACAUGAGAAUCUGGCAUGGACAAAAUGGAGACCAUUUUGUAUCUGCUGUUGUGUCUUGUCCGGGUUGCAGACGCGCACUAUUAAAGCCCCAAGUUAAGAGAGCACAAACCCUUCUUGUUCGUCUCCCACGCGCCCCUCUUUCUGGAUGUGUUUAACUUUAACUCGAAGGCUCAGGAAAAUGCCACUAAUUAGAAUCAUGUACAGUACCCCAGGUCGUUGUCCAGAGAUACAAGUUUGCUAACUUAGUUAAGCCUGGAUUAUUAAACACUUUUCCUAAAUUACUGUAAACAGAACAGCCUAGAGAAAGGUAUUCUCAGCCCUUAUAUUGUAUAGUAGUUUAUGAACCCCUCUCUAAAUAUUGGUAUUUUUAUAUUCCAGAGAUGUACCCAAUAGAAAAAUUAACCAGUAUCUAAUUUAAUAUCCAUAAGUAUUUUCCUUAGAUUUUAGUCAUAUACAGUGGGUCAUGUGGAGGUCACCUUGCUUCAACCAUAUUCUGCCACUAGGGGUCACUGUGGCUCUGCACCAGGCUCGUCUGGAGGCGAAGCCCGGCAGCGAGUCCUCCCUCUGGAGGGCGCUUCCAGGGCGACAGGCAGGCCCAGAGGGUUCAGAAAGGAGGGGACAAAGGCCUGGAGAGGGGUCUUCGGGCAUCUGUGCCAGAUGUGGCAAGAUAAGCUCUCUGAACACUACCUGCUUUGGACCUUCCGCCAGGCAGAGGCCCAGAAAAUGUUAACUAGAACGCCCUUGCUCUGGUGGCUGGGUGGGGAUGAGGAAGACUCCUCUGUGCCCCAUGAGCUCCCCUCUCAGUUCCUCUUGGCCUCCAACUUUUGCAAUUCCAGAGAUGUCACAGUUGGGUGGUUUGAUUCAAAAAUAGUUAUUUUUCUACUGCAGAAAUGCCUUGGACAAAACCAGUUGCUCACUGAAUCUUUGCCACAAAAUGGAACAGGCUCCCCAGGGGGGGCAGGGCGUCCCCUCCCUGCCCCAGCUUCUCCCACCCUGUCUGUCUGCCCUCGGGCUGCCCACUUCUCACGGAAGCCGACUUGCAAAGGCAGCCUGCUGCUGCUUCCACACCGAGGCCCGUGCCGCCCCCGGGGCGUGCAUGUUGGGAGGUGUGGCUUUUUCUCCUUUUCCUCUGGAAUUCCAGACUGACCAUCUACCAUGACUAACAACAGUGAACAAAAAGGGCUUAGGGGUAAGAGCUACCUACAAAGACGUGUCAUGGAAACCUUCACCAUGCAAUGCCUUGAAUUCAGCUCUGGCUGCUCCCAAGAAAAGGUGGCUGGCUGGGGGCCUGGACACAAGCACAACGGGGAUGGUGGAGCCACUGUGCGGAGCUGCUUGAAUAAUCACUGGGUCUUCAUCAACUCCUCUUAUCACACAGACCACUCAAGGGCUGAAGUGCUGGUAACCUGCAUUUCGGUGUCCAAUGCCUCACAGCUGCUGAACCCCCCUGAGAUGCUUGUGGCCACGUGAUGGCCACAGUCAGAGCUUUGAAAGUCAGUACCAAAUGAAUGCAUAAUUGGACACCAAAAAUCAAGUGUUACUUCAUGUUUCCUCACCCAUCCCAUCUCACUUCUUCCUGCUGACUCUGAGGAUCCCCACUAAGCUGACCUGUCAGGUUUAGCUGAAUGCGCAUAGGUGCAGGCCAGCCUCGCUCUUGUUUUUCAGACAGACCUACUCUGUGGACAGGAAGGAGCUAGCUGCUUUGGUUUUGUAGCACUUACUGGCUGGAUUUUUCUUUUGCCUAAUCACUAACCAGAACACCUGGUUAGGGGGACUCAACUAAUCCCUUUGGUCCCCAGGACCAGACAGAGAGUUAAUUCUGGAAAAUUCAGUACUUGAAUGUACCUGCCUUAUUGUGUACCAGCUUACUGGAAAAAAGAUAGAAAAGCCGGCUCCAGAUCUCUCCUCCAUUCACAGGUUAUUUUGGAAAUCCUGUAAGUUACACUUCCUGUUCUAGUUUAUUUUUGUUUUUGUUUUUUCCUUUGGCUGAUUCCUGCUGAGUGGGGCCAGUUCCUCAUCAGGCUCAGGGCAGGUGCCGUUCUCAGGCAUGGCCUCCUUUCCAUCUAGCGCAGCAUCUCCGUCUCUGUUCUGUCUCCUCCAAAUCCAAGAUGAUUUUAAUUAGUACAGACAUGUACAGCCUACAAUUAAAGAGUGAUUUGUACUAAUAUGAUUUUGAUUCUUCCUCCUCUUUGCUGUCCUUUCAAGACACUUGCUGGAAAAAGCUUUAAUGCACUUAGUUUUCCUUUAGGUUUUCUAUGACUCAGAUGUAAAGGACUUUCUCUGUACAGUAUAUUAUCCAGUGCAUGUUUGUUCUCUCUCCCAAUAUAUUGAACACCACACAGUUGUGAACUCGUGCAGUGGGGGAGCCCCGCCCCCCACAGAGGCAUCUAGCCCCCUGUGUAUGAGGAAAGACAUUUUCCUUCGCUGUACUUGCUUGAGCAGUUGUGCCGUCUGUACAUGUGAGCUGUGUGAGGUAGAUGUGAAAAGGUAAAUGAAUGCAUUCUGCCCAUGUGUACAGAUCGCCAUCCGUACAAUGAACUGUAUGUAUGAAAGCAAAUGUACUUAUUUAUAAAGGGUAACACUUGGAAAAACA